CAUCCAUACUACAGUUCUACAUACUACUAUUGGAGUAUAGUACCAAAAAGAGGGAAAUACUAAACCUAACGUUGCAAAUUGCGAUUCGAAUUUGCCCACCAUUUUGAUUAUUCUCCGAUGAUUUGAUCACAUCCCUCCGGAUUGUCCACCAUUUUUGUUUGUUUCUCCUCAAAUUCCCCACCAAACUCUUCCAGGGUUAAAGGAUUUGUCCUUAAAAACUCCCAACUCCCCUGAUAAAAAAACGCGCACACACACACACACAGAGUAAAAGAUUGAUAAACAUUCAAGAAUAUGUCCAACCUGGUGAAAUUAACUUCAUCGUCGAUACAGAUUCUGCAUACACGUGAACCUAGAAGAUUGGAGUUUAGAAUUGUUUCUUUGCUUCCGAAUGCAGUGACUCAAUCGAACAAAACUGGGAGAAUCCGUCUAAUUGAAGGUGGGAAUGUUCAUCAAGGCAGGAAAUUUUUGGCCUACAACGGUGAAAUUGGUGGGUCUGUUCAGUCCCUGGACAACGCCCCGGUUUCAAUUGAGCUGGGGUCCAUUGUGAGCGAAACCCAGUUCGAUCGGGUCAUGGCUGAAGCUCAACAGCUCGAAGAACCCAUCAUAAUUGUAUGGAUGGCAAGCUGGUGCAGGAAAUGCAUAUAUUUGAAACCUAAACUGGAAAAAUUAGCUGCUGAGUACUUUCCAAGAAUACGCUUCUUUCAUAUUGAUGUCAAUAAUGUUUCACACAAGCUUGUUGUUCGAGCAGGAGUAACUGUAAGUUCCUCUCUAACAGUUGAAGUCCUUUAAACAAAUUUAAUUUCUUGGAUCAAAGUUCAUGAAAAUCUAACUGUGGAUGUGUUUCCCCCUUCCAUGUAUUUUGUAUGUAUCUGGCAAAAUGGCAGAAAAUGCCAACCAUACAGGUAACUCCAGCUAAAUUCUUCAGAAAUUUAGACAGUGUUUUAAAUAACAUUGUAUUUGAUCUUUAUAACAAUAGUAACAUGGUAGAACACUUUGUAACAGCUGUGGAAGGAUGGUAAGAAACAGGGAGAGGUGAUUGGAGGGCACAAAGCACAUUUAGUUGUCAAUGAGAUUCGUGAAAUGAUCGAAAGCGAAGAUUCUUUGUGAUUUGUCUGAGGUUAUUAUCCUUUUAGUUGUCAUUUUGGGCAGUUAGUAGUUAGCAUUAGCUACAGAUAUAAAAGGUUUUGCCCUUUAUACAUGCCAUUUCUACUGACACUGUGAAACUCUCGCCCGGCGUUACCAAGUGGUGAGAAUGGGAAGGACGAAAACCACCUCGCCUUUCAAUUAUUAGUUCAUCAAACCACACAAUUUUAGUUUUGGAACAGUGAAGAGCCAAUCCUGUGGGAUGCGCCUACUUUUGAGCAGUACAUAUAUUUUACCAUCUUCAGAACUGAUUUCUUUCCAAGUAUAUAUGUCCCCCUUUUUUUAUUUUUCUUUUUUGUUUGUACUUGCAAUUCAAGAAGAAACAUCUUAUGGAGAGUUAUCUGAUAUCUCCAAUGCUUGUGGCCUUCUGCAUCAUGCUACAUUGUUCACAAUAUCACAAGGGUCUAUUCUGAAGUUCAAUUA
Messenger RNA from Oldenlandia corymbosa var. corymbosa, 1566 nucleotides. The record is from the annotation of a GenBank genome assembly. Lineage: Eukaryota; Viridiplantae; Streptophyta; Magnoliopsida; Gentianales; Rubiaceae.